Messenger RNA from Fusarium musae, 1212 nucleotides. RefSeq lists its product as uncharacterized. Gene Ontology annotation, biological process: DNA-templated transcription. NCBI's taxonomy places the organism in Eukaryota, Fungi, Ascomycota, Sordariomycetes, Hypocreales, Nectriaceae. Bases 1 to 1212 code for a protein of 403 amino acids. Gene Ontology annotation, molecular function: zinc ion binding; DNA binding. The record is from RefSeq and is a predicted model, not a curated record. The transcript has 3 exons.
AUGGCUGCUGUUCAACAUAUUGGCUCUUUCUACACGAGCAACCCUGCCAUUGGAAUCCAAGAUUCUCUUUUGGGGCAGACGGAACAGAUAGAUGGAUUCACCGUGCAGGCGACCCUACUCACGGCAUUGGCAAAGAGCAUGUGCGCGGAGCAGGGCCCUGCCGAUGAACUACUAUUGAAGGCAAUGCACCAAGCAAACCUCAUUGGCAUGGAUACCAAGGCACUUGCAGACAUUGUUUCUGAAAGCGAUCCGGUGCUCGCAGAAAGUUGGAGGCGCACAAUGUGGAUGUUGUACGUGAGCGACGCAAACUUUGCCGUUAUCCGACAGGACUAUACCUUGAGGCUGAAGGACAUGAGCUUCGACAUGGAACUACCAUGCGAAGAUAAGGAGUACAAUGAAAUGCUCAUCCCGCCGACAAGAACGACAUUUGCAGAGUAUCAUAACCGCGAGUACGACAUGCAAGAAAAAUCGUUUUCUUCGUUUGCAUACUACAUCGAUGCAAGUGUAAUAUUUGCUACCACACUCCACGCAUCGCUCAAGUUCAAGACGACAUCUAAAGCAGAGACACUGUGUGAUGACCUCGAGGCCAAGAUCGCUGGCUGGUUUGCCAUGCUACCGCCAAGUAAACGAGAUCUCGAUGUUCGGCCUGCCUUUUUGGAUCAGCUGAUUUUCCAAUCACAUAUGAUGAUGUACACGCCCUUCUCCACCCUUCGAUAUGACCCUAUUGAAGCAAUCUCAAGCUGUGGGUCGCCUCCCCCUCCGCUGUUCUUAGGAAUCAGCGGUGGAAGCGGACUGAACCGUCAGUCACAUCUGCAAAAGCUCUUGCAAGCCAUCCGCAAGCAGAACCAGUGCCUUAUCAUCCUUCCCGCCGGCUCAGCCCAGCUAUCCCCUUUCGUCAUCUGUAUGGUUGCCUGCUGCACCAUUGCUCACCUCGUAGCUUGCAAGUCGGCACUACCAGAAGAUGAAGCCGAAGUAGCCCGAUCCCGGAUCCGCGUUUGCCUUGGCACGCUCAGGCAUUAUGAGGGCAUAUGGCCGAGGGCCAAGAAGAUAUUACUAGAGCUCAAGAGAAUCGCCAAUUCCAUUCUCCAAACUGAGAUGGUCACCUUGCAGUUUCAGUCCGCCUAUACUGAAGUCUCUGCAGGUCAGCAAGACACCACCAUUGGGGAUUUAUUUGAAGAAGAGUGGCUUGAUGCUCUGAGGGAUUUGACAUGA